GAGAGGCACGGUGGGAAUAAAGUGCCUUGCCCAAGAACACAACGCAAUGUCUCCAGUCAGGACUCGAAUCCAGACCGCUCAAUCCGGAGACGAGCGUACUAACCAUGAGGCCUAGGCCUCUCCAACAAGGCCUGGGUGCUAGAUUAAAAAAAUUGCUAUAACAUCUGAAUUCUUUGCUCAUAUUUUCAAUAACUUUAGUCGCCAAAGAGAAAGUUGACAACCUUUACCAAGAAAACGAAGCUCUGAGGGAUCAGCUGCGGCAGCGAGACGAGUUAUUGACCACACACUCAAGGAACCAGUCCAUGGUUGAAAACGAGGCUGAGCCUAUCACAGAUACCGCUGACUUAACGUCUGCAGAAGCUGUGAGCAGUGCCUUCUUGGAGAUCUUGAAGAGAGAGAAUAAUGCUCUGAUAAGCGACAGUGAAGAACUCAAGUCCCAGGUGGAACAUUUGAAAAGUAUGCUUCGUGAAAAGGAGAAAGAGUUAGAGAGGGUUAUGGAGAAGUUGGCCGCAUCUCAUGCGGAGUGCAAGAAGACAUCCCAAACGUUGAAGACUAGAGAAAAAGAGAUCGCCAGACUGGAAGCGAAGCUAGAUAGGACCGAAGGAGAGUUACGAAAUACUCAUAACAGAGUGGAAACAUUGGAAGAAAAGGGUAAACAGCUGUACGAGGAGAUUCAGAGCGAGAAACGCAAUACUGAAGAGACCAAAGAGAGGUUUGUUGCUUUGAGUAGAGCGCUUGAGGAUUCCGAAAACAAGAUCAAAACUUUGGAGACAGACCUGACACAACGAUUAAACCAAGUGAAAGCUAAACGGGACAGAGUAGAAACCCUGGAAGAGGAAAAUGCCAAAUUAACCCAAGAGCUCGACUACCUGAGGCGGCAAAACAGCGCUGCAACUGAAUCUCAUCUCGCUACGACCAAGCAAUUGAGGGAGAAAGACCAUAGAAUACAAGCGCUCGAGGAUGAUUAUAAAGAGAAGCAAAACCAACUCAGGUUUCUGGGAGAGAAAGUUGAAAUUCUCACCUCGGAGAACAACCGCUUAAACGAAGAACUUGAACACACGGGACAAAAGUUUAUGAAUGCUGAGAGGUCUUACCGUCGAGUUUCGAAGGCGUUAGAAGAUUGCAGGAAGAAGUUUCAAAACAUCGAUAUCGGCCAGGACCUGUGGCAGAAUGAAACAGGGGAAGGACCGGAGCCGAGCAACAGAGAGGACUUGAAGGAUAAUGGCGAUCAAACAUCACGAGACAAGGUAGCCAAGAAGUGCUCUAACUGUGAUCAACUGAAGGAAAAACUUCGCGAACAACAAGACUCCUACGAGCUUAAGAUCCGGGACCUUGAGGCUUGUAUACGGGAUCUAACGGCCGAGAAGGUAGCACUGAAGCAGAAAGUAGCUAAAGAAAGACGGAGCAGUGAAGAAUUCACGAGCCGCGUGCAGCAGAUGGUGCAACAACUGGAAACUGGACAGAAAGGAAAUCAACCGGAGAGUGACGGGAAUCUGAGAAGAGGACAACUGCUAGAAAAAGAGAACUUUUUUAACAUGGUGAAACGAUUCUUCACGGAGCACGAGGGUUUGAAAGAUCAUGCGCAGAAGUGCCUGGGCGAUCUAAGGCAAUUGCAAGAGUACUUUCAAGGCUGUUCGAAUGGAGCCAAAGAUGUCAUCAGUCAUGCGCAUGUGUUCGAAACGGUUGCUAAGCGGAUGUCGCUUUUGAAGUCGCUUCUGGAGUCGGUGGUUAACGAGUUAGGGCGACCAUUGAAAGAAGAAGAAAGCGAUAUAGAAGGAAACGAAGAUUUCCCUUUGGAGGCAAGCAUAAGAGCAGAGAUGUCGUGGGAUAAUUACGAGAGAGAAGUUGCUUAUAAAGCUUUCAAAGGCGAUGUGGAGGACAUUCUUCAACAGAUUGAGACAGAUAAGAAACGGUUCGAGAAAAAAGCGGAGGAACUCCAUGAAGUCAAAAGGGCGCAUAUGGCACUCAAAAAGGUCAGGAAAAGGUCCAGGCAAGUUAUCGAAAGAGCUCUCGCGCAGAAUGAAAUUGAGGACUUUCAUGAGGAAGAGCCACGAGAGGACAACCAAACAGGCUCCCAGGAAACAAAUACCCUGAUGGACAGCAGAGAUGGCGAGGACUUGGUGGAGGUCAUUAAACAGUUACUUGACAAAAACAGAGAGGAGUUGGAAUUGAAAAUGAGUGGAUAUUUCAACAGCUUGGAAAACACCAUAAGACAACAUGCACAGCCUGUUGUGUCGCCAGAUGAGACAAGGCAGAAAUUUGGCUCAGAAAACGUCAAAGACGCCAUUGAUGGCAAAUACGCGAUCGGGGAGCUGGAUCUAGUUAAAAGAAAACUCUCGGAUGUACAAAAGAGUAUCAAGCACCUCAUUGGCUCUUUGGCAGAGAUUGAACAUGAAAAGAACUCUGUCGAGUCGAAAAUGGAUUUGUUAAACGGAGAGCUCAGUCGAAAACAGUCGCAGUAUGACGCAAUUAGCGAAGAUCUGAAACGAGCCACGAAGACGGCUUCGGAGCACGAAAUCUCGUUCCGAAACCGACUCGACGCACUUUCGUCGGAAAAAGACCAGAUCAACUCGGAGCUCCGAAGAAUGGUCGGAAUUCUCAAAGAGAAAGAACUUGAACUGAUUGCGAAGUCACAACAGUUGAAAAAUUUGCAGACCGCCUUUGAAGACGAAGAGCGCGCCUUGAAAAACAAGCUUGACUCACUUGAACAGGAAAAUAACAGCCUGUGGUUGGAUUAUAAAGAGGCUGAUAAGCGCGCGGAAAUUAAAGAGAAGGAGUUCAAAGAGCUCUCGGAACGACUCAAGAAAAGCCAAGGAUAUAUUCAUUCAGUGUUUAGCAGCCUGACCAAUAUGGACGACGAGUUGCAGAAAGCGCGGGACAUUGAAGUGUUUAGCGAGCAAGAGUAUAACUGAGCUAUGGACUGAGUAAUUAGGAAAAGAAGUGCUUUGUUAUUUAUAAUUAGAGAACUCUUUCACACUAAAACCUGCCGAACUGGAUUUACCGGUUUUCUUCAAAAACCUGUUUAACUGCAUCUUCCGCACGAAAAAGCUUAUUUUGAGCAAUUUUGUUGAACGAGACUAACAGAUAUUUACAAUAACGCCCGACCUAUAAGUUCCCGAAAAUAAUGUAAAUAUUAAUUACUAUACCCCUGUAAAAGAGAUUGAAGUGUGUAUUUAUUUAUUUUAUUAUUUUGUAUAAAUAAAGUUACUAACAGUUGUUAGGCUCAAUGCAUUCAUUCCUUCCCCUGAAGGAAAGAAAGAAAUACCCCUUUGCCUCCAAGUUUACAACAAACCUUGCACUAAGCUAGAGUGAGCGUGUUGCUGAUUUGCUUGAAUGAGGGUAUUAACCCUUUCAUUCUGAGGUUAAAAACAAAAUUGAUUCAUCAUACUAACCGCUAAAAAUUUCUUUCAAUGUUUGCCCGUCAGUGGAAUGAGUUUAUACCCAAGCACUCAACAGCGAGAUUGACAAAAGGAACGGGUUGUUCGAAAGCCCGUUAACGCUAACCCAGAAUAAAAAGUUUACUGAAUUAUAAAUAUUUCUUCUAAUUU
Molecule: messenger RNA, 3548 nt
Organism: Orbicella faveolata
Lineage: Eukaryota; Metazoa; Cnidaria; Anthozoa; Scleractinia; Merulinidae
Biological process (GO): regulation of G2/M transition of mitotic cell cycle; mitotic cell cycle; metaphase chromosome alignment
Cellular component (GO): spindle pole; chromosome, centromeric region; nucleus
Molecular function (GO): microtubule binding; dynein complex binding
Source: RefSeq, a predicted model, not a curated record